AAAGCUUUGGGGGCUUUUUGGAUUUUAAUUUUGAUUUUUUUCGGUAUCCUCAGUGCUGGUACCUCACGCACCAGCCUCCCGGACCUGCCCCUCCAUUGCUGAGCUCAGGGAAGUGACACAGCUCCUGUUCCCCAACCCAGAGGCAUCCAUGGCUGCAGAGAGCCCCAUAGAAAGUCUUUGGAAGCGACAUGUCCCGUCUGUCUGGAGGAUUUCACAGCCCCUGUCACUCUGGAGUGUGGGCACAGUUUUGGCCAAGCCCCCCUCAGUCCUCAGUGCAGAGACACUGAGCAUCAGGGACCCCUCCGUCCUAAUUGGCAGCUGGCCAACAUGGUAGCACUACCCAAGCUGCUGAGUUUCCAGGCAGCAAAGAGAGCAAGAUGGGAUGGGGUUUGUGGGGAGCACAGGAGGCCCUGAAGCUGUUCUGUGAAGAGGAUCAAACUCUCAUCUGUGGUGUGUGACAGGUCUCAGGCUCAGACUGUGGUGCCCAAACAGGAAGCUGCCGAGGAAUACAAGGAAAAAUUGGCGGCGCAUUUGAAGACUCUGAAGGAAGAGAGAGAAAAGCUGCUGGGAAGAAAAAUGACAGCAGAGGGGAAAAGCCAGAAGUAUCUGAAAUGGACCAAAGCGGAAAGGCAGAUGAUUGUGGCCAAGUAUCAGCAGCUGUGGCAGUUCCUGGAGGGACAAGAGCGGCUCCUGCUGGCCCAGCUGCAGAAGCUGGAUGAGGAGAUUGUCAGGAGACUCUCCAUGCAGAUUUCCCGUCUCAGUGAGUGGAUCGGUGAGCUGGAGGGGACGUGUCAGAAGCCAGCAAGUGAAUUCCUGCAGGUGAGACUGAGGAAGAAACAUUCCAGGUUCCCAUAAAGGGAAGGGAGGUUCCUAAAUCACAAGCACUGGGGUCCAGCCGUCAGAUCUCAAUUUAACUCCAUGUGCAUUGCUGAUAUGUUAGUGACUCUUGUGCUUUGUAGAGUUACAGGCACAGAGCUAUUAGAGAUGGCAAAUCCCCCUUCACUUAGGGGAUCCAUGUUCCUGGGACCAGGGCAGGGCCUCUCUUCCCAGGUUUGCAAAAUCCCUUCUCUGAC
Messenger RNA from Pelodiscus sinensis (Chinese soft-shelled turtle), 1073 nucleotides. Lineage: Eukaryota; Metazoa; Chordata; Testudines; Trionychidae. The record is from RefSeq and is a predicted model, not a curated record.